Messenger RNA from Coffea arabica (coffee), 1132 nucleotides. RefSeq names its product protein RGF1 INDUCIBLE TRANSCRIPTION FACTOR 1-like. NCBI's taxonomy places the organism in Eukaryota, Viridiplantae, Streptophyta, Magnoliopsida, Gentianales, Rubiaceae. The record is from RefSeq and is a predicted model, not a curated record.
UCUCUCUCUCUCUCUCUCUCUCUCUCUCUCUCUCUCGCUCAUACAUAAUAGUUGGCUUGUCAUCCAGUCAUCCACUAUCCACUUGUGGACGAGUUUCUUGAUCAAGUGAUCAUGGGAAUUCACAAGCCUGCGUGGUUGGAAGCGCUGUAUGUGCAGAAAUUUUUCGUGCCAUGCUCAAUUCAUGAAAGUGCAAAGAAGAAUGAAAAAAACAUCUGCUGCUUGGAUUGCUGUACAAGUAUUUGUCCGCACUGCGUCAUGUCUCAUCGAUUCCAUAGGCUUCUUCAAGUUCGACGUUAUGUAUAUCAUGAUGUUGUUCGAUUGGAAGACCUAGAGAAACUCAUUGACUGCUCCAACGUUCAGGCUUACACAAUUAACGCUGCAAAGGUGGUGUUCAUCAAGAAAAGACCUCAAAACAGGCAAUUUAAGGGGUCCGGGAAUUUUUGCACCUCUUGUGAUAGGUGUCUCCAAGAACCCUUCAUUCAUUGUUCUCUUGGGUGCAAGGUUGACUCUGUGCUUAAACACUACAAGGACCUCUCUCCAUUUCUGAGGGCAUGCAAAGUCUUACAACUUAGUCCAGACUUCUUCAUUCCUCAAGAUUAUGGUGAUGAUGAAAUGACAAAUGAGACCCCUCAUUCAACAAUUGUGGACUGUGACGAGCCAUUGAGCUCCUCAUCGGGCUCUUCGGGGUCUGAGAAUAUGAGCUUUAUGUGCACCGAAUUUGUGAGGAAGAAGAGAAGUGGAUUAUACGUUUGUGGAAGAUCAGCAACUAAGAUCACAGAUGAGGAUAUGGCUACAAGCAUGAGUAGAAGAAAAAGAGUUCCCCAUAGAUCACCACUAUGCUAGACAGUUCUAAAGAUAAUUAAUAGUAACUUUUUACUACUUAGUUCUUUGAGAUUUGACCGACUCGAUCAGGCAACAAUUGUCACCAUCCUUCCCCUUCCCCAGAACCCCGCCUACCCACAAAAAAAAAGAAAAAAAAGAGGUCCAUAAAGAAUCCUCUCCUCCUCAUUGUGGGUUAAUUAAUUUACUUGGUCGGGCUGUUUUGUCUUAAUGGCAUCACGUGAUUCCCAAUUCCAAGUUAUGGUUUUGUACAUUUUGUCUUGAGAUUUUCACGUUGUACUAUUCGUUCUUA